Colletotrichum spaethianum is the source of this 351-nucleotide messenger RNA. RefSeq lists its product as uncharacterized. The transcript has a single exon. Lineage: Eukaryota; Fungi; Ascomycota; Sordariomycetes; Glomerellales; Glomerellaceae. The record is from RefSeq and is a predicted model, not a curated record. The coding region runs from base 1 to 351 and encodes 116 amino acids.
AUGAUUGCUAGCGGCAAUCUCAUCGCCGAAUUCCGGAAAAACGAGAUGCAAAAGCUGGAGGAGAUGCUAGUCGAGUUCCAAGCCACUCAGCCUCGUGCAUUGAGCGGUCCAGUCACUGCUCCUACAGGGGCGUCUUGGCAACAUACAGAUACAAGUCUUCAGGCAUCAGUACGGGCGGAUGCGCUGGAGUCUAUCAGCCAGGAUGCUUUACCAGUCUACAGGGAAUUUACCAAAGAGAGCAGCAGUCAGGCGGAGGAUUUGACUACCCAGCAGAUUAUCGAUGUCGUCAAUUCCAUGGAGUGGGAAGACAAUGAGUGGAUGUCUUUCACUAUGGUUCACGACGAAACCUAA